GAUAAAGAUAAAAUUCUUAUUUGAAUGUUCAUGUACAAGUAUACAUUCAUGAUAUUCAGAUUUACCUUUCUUAUCUUCAAACCCCUUGUGAUAUUGAAUCCCUCCCUGUGAAGUAAAGUAUAAAAGAUAGGACUCCUCAUUGAUCCUCAUACAAUCUACACUGAAGUUCUGAAAACAAAGAUUUGACAAAAGGAUUCAUCAUGGCCGUCAUGAGAGCUCUUGUGCUUCUUUUCUUGGUCUUUUCUGUUAAGAAUGCAGCAGCUCAAGAGAAAUGCCCAAAUGGAUGGACACAUUUUGAUGUGCAUUGCUACAAAUUCUUCCCUCAGUCAGUGGACUGGGUCACAGCUGAGAAAAACUGUCAAUCUGUUGGUGCAAAUCUUGCAUCUGUGCGCAGUACAGUGGAACAAAACUUUCUGCUGAGUCUGCUUGUGUCUGCUGACACACGUGUUUGGGUUGGUGGUCAUGAUGGUGAAACUGAUGGACAAUGGCUGUGGACUGAUGGAUCUCCAUUUGUCUUUACCAACUGGUGCUCUGGAGAACCUAACAAUAAAGGUCGUGCAGAGAACUGCCUGGAGAUAAACUAUACCACUAGCCGUUGCUGGAAUGAUGCACCCUGUUCAUACACAAAGAGCUACAUUUGUGCCAAACCUCUGGGAUCAUGAAACAUCUGUUGCAAAAGUACUAUGAUUGUACUACAUGCCUAUAAAUUUUUUCUCAUCUUAUCCUUAAAACUCAGUAUCUUACUAAAGCUUUAUGAAAACUUCUCAAAUCACUAAAAGCAUUUAUAAAGCAAAUUGUGUGCAUCGUGAUAAAAAUCAUCAUCAAAUAAAAUACAAUAUAAAACAAAACAACAAUAGAGUUCCAUUUAAAAUAACAAAAAGGGCUUUUUACAAUUGAAAUGGUUAACCACAGGUUUUUCUAAACCCCAGGUUAAUGGAAUCCUUUGUUAUUUGUUUCACGUUUCACACUCUUCAUACUUAACCAGUGGGUUAAGAGAUAACCCUGAGUAUUUAUAAUCUGAUG
Molecule: messenger RNA, 1023 nt
Organism: Paramisgurnus dabryanus
Lineage: Eukaryota; Metazoa; Chordata; Actinopteri; Cypriniformes; Cobitidae
Source: RefSeq, a predicted model, not a curated record